GUUACCCUUCUCCCUGAAGCAUCCAAAGCAUCCCAUUCCUUUCCCACCUCCAUAUAAAACGCACCUCACCUUCCAUUUCCUUCUCUGCAAAUUCCCCAAAACGACACAAAUACACAGACACGAGAGAGAGAGAGAGAGAGAGAGAUUCGAUGGGGUCGGGGAAGACGACGAAGGCGAUGUGGCUGAAGAAGGUGAUGAGCAAGGAGCUGUGGAGGCCGUGGAGGUUGUCGUCGUUUCGCUGGAAGAGAUUGGAUCUCCAAACGACGAUCAUGGACACCGUCGUUUUCAAGAUACUCUCUGUCGUUGAAGCCGUCGUGCUUGUGUCUACCCUCUGCUUCUUCUUCCUCUGCUGUGGCUGCCACUUCUGAUCAGUAUAUCUCAGUUUUCUCAGUUCCUCAUUUUUGUUGUUAAUUUCAUUAAUUAAUUUAAUUUUCACAUAAAUGCGUCUUCUGUCUGACUCUUGGAGGCUGUUUAAUCAAUAAGAGCUGCAGAAUUGUAAUUUUACUUAAUGAUCUGAAUUUUCUUUUCUUUCUUUUUUUCUUCUUCUUAUGUGUAUAUUUAAUUAUCAAUGAAAUAGAUAAAACCUUGCUAAUCCUUGUGGUUUCUGGGCUUCUGCUUUC
Neltuma alba is the source of this 620-nucleotide messenger RNA. RefSeq lists its product as uncharacterized. The record is from RefSeq and is a predicted model, not a curated record. The coding region runs from base 150 to 368 and encodes 72 amino acids. NCBI's taxonomy places the organism in Eukaryota, Viridiplantae, Streptophyta, Magnoliopsida, Fabales, Fabaceae. The transcript has a single exon.